Molecule: messenger RNA, 1809 nt
Organism: Strongylocentrotus purpuratus (purple sea urchin)
Lineage: Eukaryota; Metazoa; Echinodermata; Echinoidea; Camarodonta; Strongylocentrotidae
Product: neutral cholesterol ester hydrolase 1
Exons: 5
Coding region: 401-1654 (417 amino acids)
Cellular component (GO): membrane
Molecular function (GO): carboxylic ester hydrolase activity
Source: RefSeq, a predicted model, not a curated record
UUCUGUACCGCGGGACGUUCUAGGCCGCGACUAAAUAAAGGGAUCGUCUCGAAUGAAUGGGCAGGUGGAAGGAACAGAGCAAGCUAGAGCUCUACGACCAAGACGAGACAACACUAGUAUUAACACGACUGACCGUGCAUCAUAAUAAUGGACAGUCAUAAUGGUCAUUAAUCCAUGUCUAACUUAAUGCUACUGACCAUUACUAUCGACGACUGGUCAUCGUACUGAGAGUUGACCAUCGAAGCGAAACCCUGCACCAAAAGACGUGAUGUGUAUAUGCAUCUAGCUGUCCAGUAUAUAGCUCGCCCUCCAUCCACCGUGGUUCAGUGUAUAUGUCUUGUAUACGUGCGUUAGCUGUGUGAGAGACUGCAUGCAUGUGCUGCAAUCAUAGGAAGGCAACAUGGCGGUGUUCUUGAUGACGUCAUGCGUGGUGCUUGGUAUAUUCAUCAUGCAUCUGCGCAGUAUCCGGGUCCCAAAGGGACUGUCAGAACCUGGGAAAUUUCGUCUUCUCAUGGCAUCUCUGUUCAUACCCAAAUUCUUUGAGAAUCUUUAUGUCCUUUAUCACCAAGGCAACAUUUUCGCUCGUAUCAGAGCCAGACGAUUCAUAAUCGAAAACCUCGAACCUAAACCAUUGGAGACGGUCAAGGGGUCAAACAUCAGGUCAAAGGUCACAUACUUUGAUGGGGUCAAAGUUCGUGUGUAUGAACCAAUCAUGCGAAAGGAAGGUCUGCAGCCGGGUGUUAUUUUCAUUCACGGCGGUGGCAUGGCAACGGGGUCACCGGACUCGUACGAUGGUCUAACGCGCACCAUGGCAGAGCGACUCGACAUUUUCCUCGUCUCCAUAGACUAUCGGUUGGCCCCUGAGUAUCCUUUCCCUUCUGGUUUCAAUGACAAUCUACGUGCCACCACAUGGCUUCUCAAGAACGCUCACAUCUUCGACCUUGACGCUCGACGGGUAGCCAUCACAGGAGACAGUGCCGGUGGGAACUUUGCUGCUGGGGUCUCCCAAGCCAUUCACGAUGACGUCACCCUCCCGAACCUCAAGCUCCAGGUCCUGCUCUACCCUGGUCUUCAGCAGCUGGACUUUCACUCGCAUUCUUACCAGAAGUACGAGGCAGAGUUUGGAAACGGCGGCGCGUUGACCCGGGAGAGGGUAAGCGAUUUCAUCUCGUUGUACCUGCACGGGAAGAUUGACCCUGCGAUGGUUCACCGCUCCGUGCACAAUCACCACGUCUCACAGGAUCUCCUAGACACCUCGCCCGUCUUCAAAUACGUCGAUCGAGAUCAUAUUCCGAAGGAGAUGCGGGUUUCUGAAAAGCACACCAAACAGCGGGAGGAGAUGGAGCGCCGCUCCGGAUCGGACGAGGUCUGGAACCAUGUUCAAGAGUAUUAUCUCGACCCGCGUUUCGCACCUAUCGUUCGAGAAGAUCUGGGAGGCUUACCUCAUGCAAUGAUAACAACAUGUGGGUUUGAUUGUCUCAGAGACGAUGGGGUGCAUUACGCAAGGAGGUUGAGUGAUGCUGGGGUCGGAGUACACUAUAAGGAUUAUGAAUCGGCUUUCCAUGGUGUCAUAUGGGCAACCAAAAAUGUGCAAUUUGAAGUCGGCAAGGAAAUGCUGAGUGACGUUAUUGAUUUUAUCAAAGAAAAUAUAUGAAAUAUGUAUUUACAUGAACAAAUAUAUGAAGAUUAACCACAGUAAUCUAUAACUAAAGGCAUAUACCUAUUGACCAUGAAGCGUCAUUUGCCUUCAUGCGUCAGCAGCUGAUGCCUUUAAUAACGCGCCGUGUGAAGGUUGCUUCGUACCAAAAA